AUGAGAAUUGUUAUAGAGUUCUCAGAGGCGGUGUGCAAAGAAGAUGAUUCAGUUGCCUAUGGUGGAUUAGUGAAAGCUCCCAAAGUUCUCGCUGACCUCGUCGAGUCUGUAGCUGGAGCUGUUUACAUCGACAUGAACUUUGAUCUGCAGAGAUUCUGGGUGAUCUUCAGGGGUCUUUUAGAGCCAAUAGUUACGCUGGAUGAUUUACAGCAGCAACCUCAACCUAUCAGUAUGAUGUUCCAGUUAUGUCAUAGACACGACAAGCGAAUCGACAUCAGGUACUUGAAAGAUGGCAAAAGCGUUGUUGCUGGUGUAUAUCUCAACGACGAGUUUUUCGCUUCUGGUCGUGCUGAGCAUAGAGAUACCGCGAAGCUUAUCGCUGCUAAGGAAGCAGUACGGAAGCUCUCAGAGUGUACUCCUAUUGCGAUGGUUAUUGAUGAGGGUAGUGUAGAGGUUGAGCUUGACAAUGCCAAAAUGAAGCUGUAUGAGAUUUGCUCCAAGAAAAAAUGGCCUAAACCGAUUUACAGGAGGAUCAGUAAACAGGAGGAGAUUUGUUUGUUCAGUUAA
This is a messenger RNA of Thlaspi arvense, 567 nucleotides long. Lineage: Eukaryota; Viridiplantae; Streptophyta; Magnoliopsida; Brassicales; Brassicaceae. The record is from the annotation of a GenBank genome assembly.